Molecule: messenger RNA, 747 nt
Organism: Purpureocillium lilacinum
Lineage: Eukaryota; Fungi; Ascomycota; Sordariomycetes; Hypocreales; Ophiocordycipitaceae
Cellular component (GO): endomembrane system; membrane
Source: RefSeq, a predicted model, not a curated record
AUGGCCGACUCAGAGCUGCGGCAGCGGAAGCCGCAAGGCGACGACAAGCCCAAGAAGAAGUCCAGCAAGUCGAAGCGAAAGACCGACGAGGGUGACGACUACACUCCCUGGCUCGACAUUCUCAGGGUGCUGAGCUUCCUCUUUGUGGCCUCGUGUGGUCUGAGCUAUGCCAUCAGCGGAGGGGAGAGCUGGUUCUGGGGGAUGCAGAACAAGCCCAACUAUCUCAGUCCUCGGUGGUGGAAGGCCCAAAUGAGCGGCCCCAUGUACCUGACGCCCGAGCAGCUGGCCCAAUAUGACGGCAGCGACCCCGAGAAGCCCUUAUACCUGGCCAUCAACGGCACCAUCUACGACGUGUCCAACGGGCGGCGCAUGUACGGGCCCGGUGGCUCCUACAGCGUCUUCGCGGGCUGCGACGCCGCGCGGGCGUACGUUACGGGCUGCUUCGCCGAGGACCGCACGCCCGACCUGCGCGGCGUCGAGGAGAUGUUCCUGCCGCUGGACGAUCCGGAGACGGACGCGCACUGGACGGCGGCCGAGCUCGAGAAGCUGCGGGCGAGCGAGCUCGAGGCGGCGCGGGAGCGGAUGCACAGCGCGCUCAAGCACUGGGUCGACUUCUUCGCCAACAGCAAGAAGUACCACAGGGUCGGGUACGUCAAGAGGGACAAGGACUGGCUGGAGAAGACGCCCAAGAGGGAGCUCUGUGCGGGCGCGCAGAAGGGGAGAAGAAAGAGGGUCAUUGCCCACUAG